Coffea arabica (coffee) is the source of this 747-nucleotide messenger RNA. RefSeq lists its product as uncharacterized. The record is from RefSeq and is a predicted model, not a curated record. Gene Ontology annotation, molecular function: protein binding. Lineage: Eukaryota; Viridiplantae; Streptophyta; Magnoliopsida; Gentianales; Rubiaceae.
AUGGAUUGGUGCUCUUGGUUAUCAAAAGCUAACCUUGAGCCAUCCCUCACAUACGAGUAUGGUUUAUCUUUCACCCGCAAUGAGCUAGAGAAAGAGGAUCUGGUAUACUUUAACCACGAAUUCCUCAAGAGUUUGGGCAUCAAUGUAGCUAAACACCGCCUGGAGAUACUCAAGCUUGUCAGGAAGGAUGUUGGAGGAAACCUCAAUGGCCUUUCCAGGCUUGUGUUGGCAUUCAACAAAACUAAAAAGCUCUUCGUCAAGAAAGUCGGCAAGUGGGGCUUUCCCAGCAGGAAUUCGACUAAUCAUCACGCCCCUUCGUUGGAUAUGUGUACCUAUCCAACACCGUGGAGCGGAGCACUCAGGCGGUUUACUAGUGCAAAGGAGGACAAACCAGUGAUCGCAAGCAGGGAUGUGAUGAAAUCAGGGCCUUUAGAUAGCAGAGUGCAACAAGAGAAGAAGAUGAUGUUGACUAAUAAAUGCCUUAGUAUAUCGGGUCCUCUGGAUGGGAAGCUACAAGAUAGAUGGAUGCUCGCCAACUGGAGCCCGAUGAGACCCGGAGUCACUGAUGGAAAAGGAAGAGACAGGCAUGGGUAUGGAAACAGGAGUCCUGGCUUGUAUGCACCGUGGGAAGGAAGAGGUAUGAGCCCAAUGCGGAAUCACUAUUACGAGGGAAAGGUGGGGUAUGCUACUGAUGAUGGAGGUCCUUCACUAUGGUCCUUAAUGUUUCAAGAUUUGAAACCCAAUUGA